This is a messenger RNA of Plectropomus leopardus (leopard coralgrouper), 1118 nucleotides long. Lineage: Eukaryota; Metazoa; Chordata; Actinopteri; Perciformes; Serranidae. The record is from RefSeq and is a predicted model, not a curated record.
AUGCGGGGCUGGAGGAGAGAGAAGGAGGAGAAAGAUGAACAGAAGAAGGAUGAGGAGGAGAAGGCUGUGGUGGAGGGGACAGCAGAGAGACAAUCUCCUUCCACGUUCAGUUGCACAGAGAUUGAUGAUGUGCUUGAGAGGUACUACCUUUCACCAUUUUAUGGCAUCGAGUUCUGCAUUGGGUUCCCUGGCAACCUUUUGGUUGUACUUGGUUACAUAUUUUGUUUGCCAGAGUGGCAGAGCUGCAAUAUUUAUCUAUUCAACCUGGCAGUCUCAGACCUUAUUUUCCUCUGCACACUGCCACGCCUCUCGUACCUCUAUGCAAAUGACCAAUCGGAGACCAGUCCCUUUGCUUGUAUUACCAACCGCUAUGUUCUGCAUGUCAAUCUUUACUCCUCCAUACUGUUUAUGGUUUGGCUAAGCAUGGACCGCUUCCUGCUCAUAAGACAUCCAACACGGAACCACUAUCUGCUGAAGCCACAGACAGCCCUGAUUGUGUCAGGGCUAAGCUGGGUAGCUGUCAAUGUGGAAGUUGCUCCAAUGAUAUCACUAAUGGUGAAUGACCUUCAGAGCAGAAACUGGAGUCACUGUAAGGAUUUUGCCAGUCUGGAAGGAGACAUCAAUGUAUUUGGCUACAGCCUGGGACUAACUCUGACCGGUUACCUUCUCCCUCUGCUUGGACUUUGUGGUUUCUAUUACCAAAUUGCACAUUUGCUUCGUGUCCAGGAAAGGGCUGUGCAGCGUAGAACAACAUCGUACAAGCAGCCUCUCAGGGUAGCUGCCUCGGCUGCAGUCAUGUUUCUGGUAAUAUACACACCCUACCAUGUGCUGAGAAAUGUCAGGAUAGCAUCGCGGCAGCCGUGGGCGGGGCUGCAGCAGUGUACGAGGAUGUAUAUAGAGGGCCUGUACAUCAUCACGCGACCAUUGGCUUUCUUGCACAGUGUAAUCAACCCUGCCUUCUACUUCCUCAUGGGCGACAAGUUCAGAGAGCUCCUACUUGCUAAGAUUAGAAAGGUUGUCAGAAAGACAGAGCGGCAAAGAGGAUCAGCCUAAAAAAAUUCAACACAAGGCCCCUGAAAAUGUGAUACACAUGAACAUAGUACAUUCCAACAUGUUAA